Messenger RNA from Drosophila suzukii, 3795 nucleotides. It is a transcript of the gene 4E-T, whose product is annotated as eIF4E-Transporter. Gene Ontology annotation, cellular component: cytoplasm; nucleus. NCBI's taxonomy places the organism in Eukaryota, Metazoa, Arthropoda, Insecta, Diptera, Drosophilidae. Gene Ontology annotation, molecular function: mRNA binding. Gene Ontology annotation, biological process: negative regulation of translation. The record is from RefSeq and is a predicted model, not a curated record.
GAUUAUUCUCACUGACAUUAAUAUCCCACUCCUAAUUUGACGUGAUUUUCACAAAAUAUAAAAUUAAAAGAAUAUUGCAAUAUAUGUUUAUUUGCACAACUAUAUUGGAAUAAAUAAUUAUCAGCUAUUCUUAAAAUACGUAGGAUAUUUAUAUGUAUACGUAUACAUUCGUAUAUAUGUAUAUACGCUUGUGAAUGUGUGUGUGUGUGUUUGCAUAAGUGGUGCAUACAAUUUGUAUAUUCAUAAAAGUCAAGUUUUCUCUUUCAAAAGAGCGAGUGGUUUUUUUUGAAAUAUCUUAGGACCGUUUAUUUGGAAAUCUGACAAAUUAGGAAAAGUAUCAGAAAAGUUUGAUUGCCUCGAUCAAAGUAAACAAUAUCUUUUAGAAAUGGAUACAACAAAAUCAAAUGCCAGGUACACUAGAGCAGAUCUUUUAGCUCUACGAUACGAAGGUAAAAGUCGACAGCGCCCGCACUGUACAAAUCGAACUGAGUUACAGACAUUGGGUUUUUGGAAGGUAAACUUGAACGCAGUUUCACUUAGCGUAGCCAACAACUACUUAAGUCAAAAUAAGAACCGGCUAUCUCCGGAGACGGAUAACUCGAGUCUGAAUUGCUCCAACACCGCUUCAAUAAGCUCGCGUCGCGCCAUGAGAAAUAGAGAGCGGGCGAAUAACUACUAUCAGCGUUUUGUACCUACAGAAUCCCUCCAAAUGUGCGGGGAAGAUAAAGAUAAGGAUAAGGACACGACGACGAUUGGGCAGUCCUUUAAGUCGCCCGUCAUCGAUCAUCGCAGCAUAUCAUCUUCUCACCUAAUGCCUGCAUUUGCGAAGAGGCGUUUUGCCGCAUCGAGCGGGGGCACCAGCGCGGAAACCAACGAGACGACAGUCAACACCUGUGAUGAUGGAUCAAGUGCACCUCAAAGAAGGGAAAUCAAGGGGAAAGCACCCAGUUCACCUAAUCGAAAAGGCAGCGAGCUUGAUAGUGCAGAAACACGCUUGAAUUAUGUUCAUCAGGAACACGACCAAUGCAUGUCAUCUUCGCCAACAUUUUCGACGUCCCGCCAGGAAAGGCGGAUUGGUAGUGGUCGCCUAUUGCCCAGAAGUGAUAAUUGGGAAUACAAAAGCCAAAAGACCAAGGAGUCGAACACUGAGACUGAAAAGGAUGCGUCUCUAAAUGGAAGUGGAGGUGUAAGCGUUGCUAAUCAACACAAUCAAAGCCAACACCACCAGCGCGCAUUCAGUGGAAGGUUGGUCGAUCGUGUUACCGAACACACAGAUCGUCGUUUUCAAUAUGACACUAAGAGGUCAGACCGACAGGGCGUAAGUAAUCGACGCAUAUCUAACAAGGAGACUUGUAGUAAUCAAAGUCGUGGGAAGCGCGCAAACUCCUAUCACAUUCACGAAGAACCAGAAUGGUUUAGUGCAGGACCAACAUCACAGCUUGAAACUAUUGACCUACACGGCUUUGACGACCUGGACAACAAUGAAGAGCGUUCCGAAAUGGAUGGUCAUAAUGAUAAUUUUUCACAACUUGAUAAAAAUUUAGCUGCGCAAACAACGAUUGAUAAAGCUUCGAGAAGAAGUAGCAAUGUUAGUUUAAAUUUGAGCGACGCAAAUCAAAGUGACGAUAAAAUAGACACUGGUGAAAAUAUACUGACAUUUAUACAAAACUCAUCAGAACUCAGCAAACAGAAUCAAAACGAACCAAGUCAGUUCCAAUGCAGCCAAAGUUCUGAAAGUGAAUUCAAUUUUGAUGCCUUUCUUAACAUGCAUCCUUUGGAUAAUUCCCUUAUGAAUAAUGAUGGAAAUGAAAAGGGUGAGGCAAAAGGGACAUCACGCUUUAGCCGCUGGUUUCGACAUAAAGAAACUGCAAUUAAUAAUGAGCUUCCUGGUUUGCGGGACGUGCAUUCUCAAGAAAAACUUGGUAUUCCGAGUGUUAAGGAUUUAGAAGCACAAAUGACUAAAGUGGACAUGCGGACGGAUUUUGUAAAUCCUAUAGGAGGACCAUUCUCUCAAGUAGUGCAAGCGGAAAAACCUAUACCUAGAGACACUGAGGCAUUCAAAAAACUGCUGCAACAGUUGGGCUGUCAAUCUAGGCAGCAUCAUCCUGGCAAUGACGUUUACCAUAUAAUAAACCAUUCAAAUAUAACAAAUCAUGACCAUCUCGAGUCAAACCAACAGCAUAAGAUAAACGACUGUCAUUCGCAGCAGUCAGCGUUAAAUGUCCACGUGCCAAAUAUACCGAGUAAUAAUCACGUAUUUGCGCAAAAACGUGUGGAAGCCCAUCACCUAAUGCAAAGCCUAAUUUGUGGAGACGUUUCUCUGGACUUCUUGGAAAAAGAGUUGGGUAAUCCUAGCACCCCGCCUUCCACAAAGGAGGUGAUUGCAACAGUCCUCCGUGAGUACUCACAUACUAAAAGGAAUUCAGUGGCCACGGGGGAUCACAACAUUUUUACACAUUCAUCGGGUCUUCAAGCUCAACCAGUCCAUCCACAUUAUUCUGAAGAAUUGAUUUCGCAAAAUACUGCCAACCACGCGAUUAAUCAGUUGAUUGCCCAUGGUAACUCGCCAUCUCCUUUGGCAUUUACUCCUACAUCAGUACUGCGGAAAAUGACAGCCGAUAAGGAAACAAGUCAAACAUCGAGUUCUUCUCAUAACCAACCGCCACAAUAUCAAAUGCACCCGCAGCAUGCCAAGCAACUAAGUACGAACGUACAUGAGCCACAGCCGACGGCAACUAUGGCAACUAUGGCCGUGCAGCCUCGAAUGAUAUUGGGCGGUGGAAACUUUGCCAUUGGCCCAAGUAACCAACAAAUGUCUCCCAAUUUGCAACAGUGUCGAAAUCAGCAGGGAUUAAAAUGGACUCCUGGUAACAUGCAGAUUGUGCAAGGAAAAUCAUUUGGUCGCCCUAUACUGAAAGGAGGCCUUAAUUCAAUGCCACAACCAAAUGCCGCAUUAAAUUUUACUACACACAAAAUCGAAAUGCAGCCAGUUCACUCACAUCAUCAGCAGCUGCACCAACAGCAACAACAAACCCAACACAGAUUUAAAUCUGUCCAAUCUGUGGAAUCAGUUUUAAACACCGAAAAUGUGCAUCAAAACAUCUCGUCUCCUGUUGGAUGGCAUCAGCUUUUCUUGCAACAUCAGCAGCAGCAGCAGCAGCAGCAGCAGCAGCAGCAUCAGUCCCGGCAGCAACCUAGGCAUAGGGUGAUUUAUGGAGAGAUGCACCGUCAAUCGAAUCUACAAAUGUCAUCUCCAGUACCAGGUAUUCCUGACAGCUCCGAUUCAGGAAAUGUGAUUAAAACUAAUAGCAUCGCAUCCCCCAGCUACCACAGGGAUGAUCGGAUGCCAUCACCAACCAAUAAUCAGUUGGCGCAAUGGUUUUCUCCUGAGCUUCUUGCAAAAGCUUCAGCUGGAAAACUGCCUCUUUUAAAUAUGAACCAAGCGCUUAGUUUAGAAGAAUUUGAACGUAGCAUUCAACAUUCCUCAGCCGUUGUGCACAAUUAAUUUUUUAAGAAAUAUUGAAGUUCAAAGCAGUAUAAUUAGAAAUUAAAUUAAAUCAAAUAUUUUAAUGUUUGAAAUUAAUUUUUUGUUUAUGCUUAGAAAUUUGUGUUUAUUUGCACAACCCUAUUUAUAAAGGUUUGGCAUUUGAAUUUCGAGCAUAUACCUGUAGUUUUCUGAAAAUUAAUACAAAUUUACUCAAACUAUUUAAAGUAUGUAUUUGCAGAUUGUAGUUGAUCAUAUUGUAAAAAAAUAUUUUACUGUAAAUAGUACACAACCAAUUAUAUAAGCUUAAA